Molecule: messenger RNA, 2049 nt
Organism: Parnassius mnemosyne (clouded apollo)
Lineage: Eukaryota; Metazoa; Arthropoda; Insecta; Lepidoptera; Papilionidae
Source: the annotation of a GenBank genome assembly
AUGAAUGUCACCUUAACUAGUUUGGAGGCUUUGAUUUUGAAAGCUACAUACGAAAAUCUGCCACAUCCCGAUGCUGCAGCGAUAGAAGCUUUCUGUACUAUAAUGAAGGAUUCUGCAGACGGUCCACAAUAUGCGGCCCAAGCAUUGGCGGCUCGUAUUCAUUCUCAAAACGCACGUGAAGCCCUGCUUGCACUGGCAAUGCUUGAUCGUUGCAUGAGACGGUGCGACAGCAGUUUCCAUUCCGAAAUAGGAAAAUUCAGAUUUUUGAAUGAAAUGAUAAAACUUGUUUCACCUAAAUAUUUAGCUGACAGAACAGCACCUGAAGUACAAACCAGGGUUUUACAGUUAUUACAUGCUUGGUCUAUAGAAUAUCCAAAAGAAACUAAGUUUAAAGUGGCUUAUGAUAUGUUAAAAAAUCAAGGUGUGGUUAAAGAAACACCACCGCCUUUGCCUCCAGAAGGAACACCUCUGCCAUUACGUCAGAGAGCUAAAAAUGCUAUAUUUGAAGAUGAGGAGAAAUCAAAACUAUUACAGAAAUUGCUUCAAAGCAAGAAACCAGAAGACUUACAACAUGCAAAUAGAUUGAUUAAAACAAUGGUGCGAGAGGAAGAGCGCCGUAAUGAAGCAAAUAGUCGACGGGCACAAGAAGUCAGUGCUGCAUUGGAUAGUGCAGGCUUAUUGCGUGAUAUGUUAGAACAUGCAUCAGAUGCUUCACCUGAUGAAGAGCAGUUAAUACAUGAGCUCCAUGCCAGCUGUUCCCGUUUGCGACCAGUGCUGCAGAGGCUUGCUGCUGCUGACUCACAAGCAGACAAUUUAAGUGAUAUCCUUCAUGCGAAUGAUGUUCUGGAUGAAGUUUUGGAAAGGUAUAAUGUAUUUGUUUCUGAAAAAUCAUCUAAGCCUAAGGCGGGAGAAGCACAAACGUUAAAUAGUGAUUCCUUGUUAGAUUUUGCUGGAGCAUCAUUGAAUAAAAAUACUGGAAAGACGCAUAGUGCUACAGAUACAAAAUCUAAUGUAAUAGAUGAACUGGGAGACAUUUUUUCAAAUGAAAGUGGUUCCAAUAAUAUUGCAGAGCCCUUGAAACCUGUUAGUCUAAUACAAAAUGAUGAUGUUGAUCUCUUAAGUGAUAAGUCUGGUAAAACUGAAGGCUGGAAUGAAUUAGACAAUCUGGGAGAACAAUUAUUAAAACAAUCUUUACCAGAAAAUGCCAGAAGAAUUGAUAAUUUUAAUAGUAAACAAUUAAAGAAGAUUCCUAUGAAUGCUUUGGACAAAUCGUCUCCUAAACAUGAAACACAAUCGAACAAUGAUGCACUAUUUGAUUUAGAUUUUCUUAUCAAAAAAUCUGAUGAAAAAUCUAAUUCACCUGAAGUUAUUGAUACUUGCAAACAAAUUCAUACUAAUGACGAUGUCAUGGUGGACAUCGGCACAAAUGGCACAACUUUAACUAAUACUAUUGUAGAUAUGAACUUAAGUGUACCGGACAGUCCUCUAGACAACAUUUUAGAUUUAGGCUUACCUUUAGGAAAUAAUGUGACACAUGUUGAUAUAGAAACACCAGUAACUAAUAAAGCAGAAACAAUUACUGAACGUAAAGAUUCAAUCAAAAAUAACAAAGUUGGUGAUGUUAAACCACUGACUGAUAUAAAUGUGAGCUUACAAAGUAUUCAGCCAAGUAAAGUGCCACCGUUAACUGUGUAUGAAGAAGAAGGAGGCGUGACUGUUGUUCUACAUUUCUGUAAAGACAAGCCGAGGCCAGACGUGAAUGUCAUUGUAAUUUCUACAACAAGUAAGAAUAGCUCACCUAUUGAAGAUUAUAAGUUCCAAGCAGUUUUACCAAAGGGUUGCAAAGUGAGGCUACUGACGGCUUCGGGCACUUCCCUGCCGGCUUACAAUCCAUUCUUGCCUCCGCCGGCUCUGACGCAAGUGAUGCUGCUGGCGCGCCCUGCUACCUUGACGCGCGUCGAUCUCAAGUUCGUCAUCACAUACACCUGCGAUGAGGAAAUGUGCUCAGAGAUGGGCGAGGCGAGUAACUUACCCCUCGCCGACAUAUAG